Molecule: messenger RNA, 729 nt
Organism: Miniopterus natalensis
Lineage: Eukaryota; Metazoa; Chordata; Mammalia; Chiroptera; Miniopteridae
Source: RefSeq, a predicted model, not a curated record
AUGACUCCGAAUUCUAGACCCUUGCUGAGAUCGAAUCUCUUUUAUCUGUGCGACAUGCGGAGUUCAACUGGACAAGGGCAGAGGGGCCGAGCCGGGCUCCGUUGGCAGUCGUGUGGCCGCUCUAAAGAGCGCAGACGUUUACUGGAAGGAGAAAUGGGGCGAAGAGAUGUGCGGGGAGAGGAUCUGAGGGAAACUGGGGUGUUUCGCAUUUCUUUUAGGUAUAUCUUUGGAAUUCCUCCCCUGAUCCUUGUUCUGUUGCCAGUCGCAUCAUCCGAUUGUGAGAUUGAAGGUAAAAAGGGCGAAGAAUACCAGCAUGUCAUCAUGGUCAACCUCAACAACUUGGACAGGAUAAUAGAAAAUGAUAGCAAUUGCCUGAAUAAUGAACAUAACUUUUUUAAAAAGCACUCAUGUGAUGAUGAUAAGGAAGCUCCGUUUUUAAAAGCUGCUGCUCGCAAGUUGAAGCAAUUUCUUAAAAUGAAUAUCACUGAGGAAUUCAAGCUCCCCUUAUCAAUAGUUUCACAGGGCACAUUAAAACUGUUGAACUGCACCAGGAAGGAUAAAGAAAAAAAACAACUUUCCCUGGGUGAAGCCCAGCCCACUAGGACUUUGGAAGAGAAAAAAUCUUCAAAGGAACAGAAAAAACAAGAUGAAAUGUGUUUCCUAAAGAUACUACUACAGAAGAUAAAAACUUGUUGGAAUAAAAUUUUGAGUGGCACUAAAGAACAUUGA